GUCCUGGGGAGACCAGAUAUAGUGAAUUCAGGGUCCUGGGAGACCAGAUAUAGUGAAUGCAGGGUCCUGGGAGACCAGAUAUAGUGAAUGCAGGGUCCUGGGAGACCAGAUAUAGUGAAUGCAGGGUCCUGGGAGACCAGAUAUAGUGAAUGCAGGGUCCUGGGAGACCAGAUAUAGUGAAUGCAGGGUCCUGGGAGACCAGAUAUAGUGAAUGCGGGGUCCUGGGAGACCAGAUAUAGUGAAUGCGGGGUCCUGGGAGACCAGAUAUAGUGAAUGCCGGGUCCUGGGAGACCAGAUAAAAACCAGAUAUAGUGAAUGCCGGGUCCUGGGUUUAGUAACAGUAAGUGAUGAGAUCAGCAAGACAGCCCGUUCAGGAAAGGUCAGGGAAGACAGGACA
Messenger RNA from Staurois parvus, 397 nucleotides. The record is from the annotation of a GenBank genome assembly. NCBI's taxonomy places the organism in Eukaryota, Metazoa, Chordata, Amphibia, Anura, Ranidae.